AUGUAUGUUGAACAGGACCCUCCGGAAGAAGCAAUGCUGUCCGCCGACGGUGCACUGACUGGAGACAAGAAAAAAGAGGACCGGUUAGGAGAAGAAGACGACCGACUGGAGGAGUCUGAGGCCAUUUUCUUUCAUGGUAGUCCAGCGGAAGCCCCCGUUGCUUGCGAGAGGCUCCAUAUUGUUAAAGAGCACUCCGGCUUCCUUGUCAACGCCCACUGGAGUCCUGACGGUGCCCUCUUAGCCACUUCGGACUCCGGCGUUCUCAUCGUGUGGCUCUUCGAUCCCCUCGGGCUCGAGAUUUGCUCAAGACUUUAUUCUGUCACUGCUACCAGCGAAGUAUUCGACUUUUGCUGGCUGGAUAGCGCUAUCCUUGUCCUUGGAGGCAUUACCAAAAUCAUCUUCUCUCAUCGCGGCACAACCAUUUUCGAACUAGAUCUCCCCGAUGGCGCAUUCUGCAAGGGAUUGAAAGCCCAACGCUCCGACCAGAACUACUCCGACCACUCGGACCAGAGCCAUUCUGACCAGGCAUCGGACCAGCGCGGAUACAAGAGCUACCUGUUAUGUGUCGCUACGAGCACGAAACAACAUUUAUUCUACAGAGUCCUUCUUUCAGAGGGAUUUGAUGACCCACACACAGCACUCUCUCUGCAAACUGAACUGCUCUGGGAAGUGGAGGAGAAACUCUUCGAAGGUGGAGACGUGCCCCUGCUGCGCAGUCCUUCCAUCGACCCCACUGGGCAACUCGUAUGCCUCCCGUACGGCGAACGCCGGCGUCAAUUCUUCGCCGUUUGUUGCGACCUGCGCUCCAGACGCAACUUCCGACUCCGUGGCCACCAAGCACGCAUAAGCUGCGCCGCUCUCGCCAACACCUGGCACCAAUUUCCCAUACCGCCCUCUGCCUUUAUACCCCUUAACGAAGCUCUCGUUAAUGUACUCGACGACGAUAAAAUAACAAACGACGGUCAGUCUUUCUCCUUCACCUUGCUUGUCCACUACUCCACCCUUGCUUGUCCACUACUCCACCCUUGCUUCUCCACCCCCCCCUGCUUCUAA
Molecule: messenger RNA, 1053 nt
Organism: Gregarina niphandrodes
Lineage: Eukaryota; Apicomplexa; Conoidasida; Eugregarinorida; Gregarinidae
Exons: 1
Coding region: 1-1053 (350 amino acids)
Source: RefSeq, a predicted model, not a curated record